Molecule: messenger RNA, 1417 nt
Organism: Oreochromis niloticus (Nile tilapia)
Lineage: Eukaryota; Metazoa; Chordata; Actinopteri; Cichliformes; Cichlidae
Product: guanine nucleotide-binding protein subunit alpha-14
Exons: 7
Coding region: 246-1319 (357 amino acids)
Biological process (GO): adenylate cyclase-modulating G protein-coupled receptor signaling pathway
Cellular component (GO): cytoplasm; heterotrimeric G-protein complex
Molecular function (GO): guanyl nucleotide binding; G-protein beta/gamma-subunit complex binding; GTPase activity
Source: RefSeq, a predicted model, not a curated record
GGGCAGAGUGGAUAAACUUGCCUUUCAGUCAGUGCCCGCCUCUCCUGCACGGCAGGAAUGUGAAAUGCACCUGAACUGGAUCCCCCAGUAGGACGAAUGACAGCAGAAAGUCGUCAUUUCACCUGUUCCGAGACGUAGCUUUCCUUGGCAAGCCUGACAAGAACAAGAAAGAAAGAAAGAAAGAAAAAUCAGUAUAAUUUCACAAAGUCGCUGUCUGUAGCUGAACCGGGAGCAGCAGGUAAACUAUGAUAACAAUGGGUGAGUGCUGCCUGUCUCCAGAGGAAGAGGAGAAACUGAGGAUACACAAAGAAAUAGAGAGACAGCUUCGACGGGACAAGUUAGCGUCUAAACGGGAGCUGAAGCUGCUGCUUUUAGGGACUGGUGAAAGUGGGAAGAGUACUUUCAUCAAACAGAUGAGGAUCAUCCAUGGCAAAGGAUACAAUGACACUGACAGGAAAGGCUUCACUCGUGUGGUGUAUCAGAACAUCAUAGCGGGCAUCCAGACGAUGAUCAAGGCCAUGGAGACUCUUCACAUUGACUACGUUGAUGAUCAGAACAUUGGGUAUGCAGAGAAGCUGAGCCAAGUGGACUUGACCUAUUUGUCAAGUUUGGAGUCCUGGCAAGUGGACGCCAUUAAGAGAGUGUGGAAUGAUCACGGUGUUCAAAGAUGCUAUGAGCGCAGAAGGGAAUUCCAGAUAUCAGACUCUGCGAAAUAUUACCUCACUGACUUGGACAGAAUCACAGCCCCGUCGUACAUCCCCACCCUGCAGGACAUCUUGAGGGUCAGGGUGCCCACCACAGGCAUCAUAGAGUAUCCCUUUGAAUUUUCCAAAAACAUCUUCAGGAUGGUUGAUGUUGGUGGGCAGCGUUGUGAGAGGAAGAAAUGGAUCCACUGUUUUGAGAAUGUCACCUCUAUCAUAUUCCUUGCAGCCCUCAACGAGUACGAUCAGGUCCUCUACGAGAGUGAAAACGAUAAUCGACUCUGCGAGAGCCUCGCCUUGUUUAGGACCAUCACCUCGUGGCAGUGGUUUCAAGAGUCCUCCAUCAUCCUCUUUCUGAACAAAACAGACCUGCUAGAGGAGAAAAUCCAGCAUUCGCAUUUAGCUACCUACUUUCCAGAAUACACAGGGCCUCGACAGGAUGCUGAAACAGCUAAGAAGUUCAUCUUAAAUAUGUAUGUGGAGCGGCAUGUUGGUCGUCAUAAAGCCCUUUACACGCACUACACCUGCGCUACAGACACGGAGAACAUCAGGAUUGUCUUCAAAUCAGUCAAAGACACACUCCUCCAAGAAAACCUGGAACAGUUCAACCUCGAAUGACAGAGGCUAUUGGACCAAGUGAUGGCUUCACUGUGGAGAGCAAGAACACUGGUCGUAAUCAUGUUGUAACACUUUUAAAAAGACAAAAAAAAAAAAAA